Molecule: messenger RNA, 2324 nt
Organism: Marmota monax (woodchuck)
Lineage: Eukaryota; Metazoa; Chordata; Mammalia; Rodentia; Sciuridae
Product: occludin-like
Biological process (GO): bicellular tight junction assembly
Cellular component (GO): apical plasma membrane; cytoplasmic vesicle; bicellular tight junction
Source: RefSeq, a predicted model, not a curated record
AGGGGAAGGAGGAGGAAGGCUGAGUCCCCCGCUCGGUCUCUGGCUGCCUGCUGGCUGCCCACUUGGAGUCAGGUGUUCCUGCCAGAUUGGCUGAUCUUGGGAGCUACAGGGAAUUGCUCAUCCUAAAGCAGGUGACCAGUGACAUCAGCCAUGUCAUCCAGGCCUUUUGAAAGUCUGCCUCCUUAUAGACCUGAAUUCAAACCGAAUCAUUAUGCACCAAGCAAUGACAUAUAUGGUGGAGAAAUGCAUGUUCGGCCAAUGCUCUCUCAGCCUGCGUAUUCUUUUUACCCAGAAGAUGAAAUUCUUCACUUCUACAAAUGGACAUCUCCUCCAGGAGUGAUUUGUAUUCUGUCUAUGCUCAUUAUUGUGAUGUGUAUUGCUAUAUUUGCCUGUGUUGCCUCCACACUUGCCUGGGACAGAGGCUAUGGAACUGGCUUACUAGGAGGUGGUUUUGGCUACCCUUAUGGAAGAAGUAGCUUUGGUGGCUAUGGAGGCAGCUAUGGCUAUGGUUAUGGCUACGGUUAUGGCUAUGGAGGAGGCUAUACGGAUCCAAGAGCGGCAAAGGGUUUCCUGUUGGCCAUGGCUGCCUUUUGUUUCAUUGCCUCAUUGGCAAUAUUUGUUACCAGUGUUAUAAGAUCUGAAAUAUCCAGAACAAGAGGAUAUUACUUGACUGUGAUAAUAGUGAGUGCUAUCCUAGGUAUCCUGGUGUUUAUUGCCACAAUUGUCUAUAUAAUGGGAGUCAACCCAACUGCCCAGGCUUCUGGAUCUUUAUAUAGUUCACAAAUAUAUGCCCUCUGCAACCAGUUCUAUACACCUGCAGUUACUGGAGUCUAUGUGGAUCAGUAUUUGUAUCACUACUGUGUGGUGGAUCCCCAGGAGGCUAUUGCCAUUGUGCUAGGAUUCAUGAUUAUUGUGGCUUUUGCUUUAAUAAUUUUCUUUGCUGUGAAAACUUGAAGAAAGAUGGACCGGUAUGACAAGUCCAAUAUUUUGUGGGACAAAGAACACAUUUAUGAGGAACAGCCACCCAAUGUGGAAGAAUGGGUUAAAAAUGUGUCUGCAGGCACACAAGACAUACCUCCACCCCCAUCUGACUACGUGGAGAGAGUCGAUAGUUCCAUGGUGUACUCUUCCAAUGACAAAGUGAAUGGCAAGCGGUCAUAUCCAGAGUCUUCCUAUAAGUCAACACCACCGGUGCCUGAAGUGGCUCAGGAGCUUCCCCUCACUUCACCCAUGGAUGACUUCAGACAGGCUCGAUACAGCAGCAGUGGUAACUUAGAGACACCUUCAAAAAGGGCUCCCACUAAGGGAAGAGCAGGAAAGCCCAAGAUAACAGAGCAAGAUCACUAUGAGACAGACUACACGACGGGUGGAGAAUCCUGUGAUGAGCUGGAGGAGGACUGGAUCAGGGAAUAUCCACCCAUCACUUCAGAUCAACAAAGACAACUCUACAAGCGAAAUUUUGACACUGGCCUGCAGGAAUACAAGAGCUUACAAGCAGAACUUGAUGAGGUCAAUAGAGAACUCUCUCAUCUAGAUAAAGAAUUGGAUGACUAUAGAGAAGAAAGUGAAGAGUACAUGGCUGCUGCUGAUGAAUACAAUAGACUGAAGCAAGUUAAGGGAUCUGCAGAUUACAAAAGAAAGAGAAAUUACUGCAAACAGUUGAAGAGUAAAUUGUCACACAUCAAGAAGAUGGUUGGAGACUAUGAUAGACGGAAAACUUAGAAGGCAGAUGCCACAGUGCUGGAGAAAUUAAGGAAUAUCUAUCUGAUAUCUCUGAAAUGUUCUCAGAAGGCAAAUGACUUUGGACUCUUAUCUAGGAAGCCAAACUCGGUGUUCAUUACAAAGUUUUGGUAGCUUUAAUAUCAUCAGUUUCAUAUCAUCAGUAUUGAAGCAUUUAUAAAUAACUUUUGUUAAUCAACUGGGCUGAACACUCCUAUUAAGGAUUUUAUAGUUUAAACACUGGUUCUCGUAUUAAGAACAAAAUAAUGCUGUUUGAGGUUUUUAAACCUUAAAGGAAGGUCCUGGUAUGAACUGUGCUGUGAAUUUUCACACCCAAGAAAGCAUCUAAUCUUCCCAACAAUGCUUUAGAUAAUUAUUAUUUAUAAUCAUUUUUUUUAAAUAAGAAAACUGGGUCCCUGCAAUGAAGUCUCUGAAGUGAGACUGCUUGUGUACUAGCAUAUGCUUUUGGUUUUGUCUAUUUUAUGACUCCAUUAAUAAUAAAGUCCCUGCCUUUGGAAUUUUAGCUACUGUGUAUACUACAUUCUGCCAACCUCCCUAUUGAUUUUUUUCUGUUAUAAAAAUGAUUAAAAGGGUUUUUUUGUUGC